AUGAACAAAAAUCAUACAGGAAUUAAUGGUUCACGCACUAACAUUAGUGAUGACGAAUCAUUUCGUGGCGAUGUUCAUCCUUCUCAAUCCUCUAUCUUAAUAAAACUACCAUUUCCUCCAAUCGUAAAUCUGUUCGAUCUAGUUAGUAAAAAAUCGCCGGAUGGGAGAAUUCCAGCAAGAUCACCGAAUGCAUUCAUCAUUUACCGAAAGGUAUACGUCGAAACUGCCAGGAAAAGUGGAUAUUUUCUUCCCAUGACCAAUAUCUCUUCGAUGGCAUCUCAAUCUUGGGCCGAUGAGAGCGAAGUGGUAAGGGCAGAAUACCAAAAAAUAGCAAAAGAUGCAUUGAAGGUUCGAAAUGAAGUGUAUCCAAAAUCUAGUAAACGGAAACGUAAAGAUAAGUGGAACCUCGUAAGCUUCGAAACACCGCCUCCAACUGCUAGAACUAUUGACAGACAAAAGAAACCCAACAAGAAGACUCCAAGCCAAGCUGUCAAGGCUCCUACUAAAGCUUUGCCACUCAGCGCCUCUGCUCCAUCCAUUGGCCCACCAUCUUUUGAAAUGACCGAUUCUAAUCCUACAUCUUAUGAAUCGCUUAUUGUUAACACAAAUAUUGCAAAUGAUCAAAAUCGAAAUCCUGAUGUAAUUAAUGAUCCCAAAAUUGAUAAUAAUAUUUCGAUUUCAACUUUUAUGCAAAAUGAUAUUACAUCUUUUCAAGAAAUUAUUCGACAUUUAAAUCGAACCGAGUCUUCGGAUCCUUUGAAUAGAGACUUGAAUAACGAACCAAGUUUCAAAUAUGAUAACAGUGCACGCAAUGCACAAGCACACGUAAAUUCAUUUACAACACUUUACAUACCCCCGAACAUUUUGAACGUGAAUAGUAACAGCCCUACCUCGAGCUAUGCUUCUGCAAAUAAUAAUAUUCUAAAUGGAAAUAAUAUGAUAACACCCUCGAGUUCUCCCGACAUCUCGUUCUCGGGAGAUAAUAUGAUUCAUUAUUAUACUCCACCCAUUCAUAGUGUAGAUUUUACGGGAUUGGAUUCUGCCGAAUAUUCCUUGGCUAAAGAUUAG
Molecule: messenger RNA, 1068 nt
Organism: Acaulospora morrowiae
Lineage: Eukaryota; Fungi; Glomeromycota; Glomeromycetes; Diversisporales; Acaulosporaceae
Source: the annotation of a GenBank genome assembly